AUGGUCUUUGCCCAUUUCACUGAAUCUUGCAGAAAAAAGAAAAAGGAGAAGGAAGAAAAAGAAGCAAAAGAAAAGGAACAGGAAAGAGAAAAAGAGAAAGAAAAGGAGAAAGAGAAAGAAAAGGAGAAAGAGAGAGAAAAGGAGAAAGAAAAGGAAAAAGCAAAGGAAAAGGACAAAGACAAGCUCAAGGAAAUAUUCGUCAUCAAUCCUGCAGGGAAUUUGUAUUACAACUGGCUUUUCAUCAUUGCAAUGCCAGUCAUGUAUAAUUGGACGAUGAUUAUAGCCAGGGCAUGCUUUGAGGAGCUGCAACAGGACUACAUUCUCUACUGGGUUUUGUUGGACUGCAGCUCUGAUCUAAUUUACCUGGCGGAUAUGUUCGUCAGAACCAGAACAGGGUAUCUUGAGCAAGGCCUGAUGGUGAAAGAUAAGAAGUUGCUUCGAGAUAACUACGUUAAGAGCUUCCAGUUUCGUCUUGAUGUUCUCUCCAUGCUGCCAACAGACUUACUUUAUUUUGUCUUUGGCCUUCACUACCCCGAGAUCCGUAUCAACAAGCUGCUGAGAAUUGGCCGAAUGAUGGAGUUCUUCACAAGGACGGAGACUAAAACCAAUUAUCCAAACAUCUUCCGCAUUGCAAACCUAAUCAUGUACAUUCUCAUUAUCAUCCACUGGAAUGCAUGCUUCUACUUUUCAUUCUCCAAGUCGAUUGGUUUUGGUGCUGAUGACUGGGUCUACCCAGCUCUCGAUGAUCCAGAGGAGCCUGAGUUUGGGCAGCCUAUGAGAAAAUAUGCAUUCAGCCUUUAUUGGUCCACACUGACUCUGACCACCAUUGGUGAAACUCCACCACCUGCUCUUGACUCAGAGUUUCUCUUUCAUGUGGUCGACUUCUUAGUUGGAGUCUUGAUCUUUGCUACCAUUGUGGGAAACAUUGCCACCAUGAUUUCCAAUAUGAAUGCUGCACAGGCCCAGUUCCAGGCCCGUAUCGACAACAUCAAACAAUACAUGCAGGUUCGAAAAGUCAGCAAAGAACUUGAGCUUAGAGUUAUUAAGUGGUUUGACUACCUGUGGAAUAACGGCAAGGCACAGGAUGAGAGGGAGGUGCUGAGAUAUCUUCCUGACAAGCUACGAGCGGAAAUAGCCAUCCAAGUUCACAUGGACACCUUGAAGAAAGUUCGGAUUUUUGCGGACUGUGAGGCAGGCCUCCUGAUCCAACUCGUGCUCAAACUUUGUCCGCAGGUCUUUAGUCCUGGAGACUACAUUUGCAAAAAGGGUGACAUUGGUCGUGAGAUGUAUAUCAUAAAAGAUGGAAAACUAGCAGUUGUUGCCGAUGAUGGAGUUACACAAUUUGUAGUGCUGGGAAGUGGUAGCUAUUUUGGUGAAAUUAGUAUCCUUAAUAUUAAAGGCAGUAAAGCAGGCAACAGGCGGACUGCUAACAUUAGAAGCAUUGGCUACUCUGACCUCUUUUGUCUUUCCAAAGAUGACCUGAUGGAGUCACUGAUCGAAUAUCCAGAUGCCAAAGCCAUGCUAGAGGAGAAAGGCCGGCAGAUCCUGAUGAAAGAUGGUCUCAUAGACUUGGACCCCGCCAACAUUAAGCCUGAAGUUAAGGAGCUGGAGGAGAAAGUCACCAAACUGUACAGCACAAUGGAGCUGAUGCAGGUGAAGCUUAAGAAGAUUUUGGGAAAUUACAAAAAUACUGGCAAAGCCCUGAGACAGCGGAUUACAGAUCUGGAGCGCCUGAGUGGAGAGGAGGUGGAAGAAGAAGAGGAAGAGGAAGAUGAAGGGAAAAAAGAGGCUGAAGAGAAAGAAGCAGAAAAAGAACCUGAUGAAAAGGUUGUGGAGGAAAAAGAAGAAAAAGCAGAAGAGGAGAAAGGAGUUGAUGAAAAAGACGUGGUGGAAACAGAAGAAAAAACAGAAGAGAAAAGAGCUGGUGAAAAAGUUAUGGAAGAAGCAGAAGAAAGAACAGACGAAGACAAAAGUGAGGUAACAAAAACAGAAUAGGAUAACGGUGGAGAAGGAGAAGCAAAAGCUGAUGAAGUAAAAGAUGGAGAAGCAAAAGACGAUAAGACAGAAGAGUAAAAGAUAAAACAAACAUUUGGUGUCUGAAAGACUAUUUUUGAAAGGAUUGCUGUCAUUCAUCCUGUCAGGCUUUCUGGCCAACUCAGAAGGGAUAAAGGAAAGACGAUUGCUAAAUUAUCAACUCAGAUAUGUCCAUAAAACUAGUUAUUGUCCAGUAUUAUAUUUUGUCCAACUAUU
This is a messenger RNA of Xiphophorus hellerii (green swordtail), 2250 nucleotides long. RefSeq names its product cyclic nucleotide gated channel subunit alpha 1a (gene cnga1a). The coding region runs from base 1 to 1995 and encodes 664 amino acids. Gene Ontology annotation, biological process: potassium ion transport; monoatomic cation transmembrane transport. Gene Ontology annotation, molecular function: voltage-gated potassium channel activity; protein-containing complex binding; intracellularly cAMP-activated cation channel activity. Gene Ontology annotation, cellular component: plasma membrane; intracellular cyclic nucleotide activated cation channel complex. The transcript is spliced from 5 exons. NCBI's taxonomy places the organism in Eukaryota, Metazoa, Chordata, Actinopteri, Cyprinodontiformes, Poeciliidae. The record is from RefSeq and is a predicted model, not a curated record.